AUGCAGGACCUAUGCGCAAUCGUUGAAAAGAAGUGUACUCUAAUUUUGAGCGAGCUUGAGGAAUGGAAAUGCCGCUUCAAAUAUGAGGAAACGAACAAAGCGCUUUCGAGACUCAAGCGUUCGUACAACAAGAUCAAGGCACAGACUCGGCUUCCGAAGCUAGAAGAAGAUCUAAAUGAUAUGGCCCUGCAUGCAAACAGCUUGCUCCUCGCCGUAAGCAUGGAAGUUACGGCCUCAGUGGCGACCUCCAGGGAAGCUGUCAAUAAAAAGGUGGACGAUAUUUUCGCAAUUGUUUCCCGCCCACCCAUGGAUCCCGGUCCUCCACGUGAACCUGGAAAAUACAUCACUAUCGAUGAUGGAUUGAACACAAUUUUCGAACUACCACCUAGCUUCUGUGAAACGCCCCAGGUUGGUGACUCGCUCCAAGAUGAACUAUUGCUCCUACUGACCGCUGGACAGCGACUUCAACGCAUGCUAGCUAUCAGAUUUGAAUCAAUGCCCGGUCUAGAGCAGAUCAAGCAAGGGCAUUUCAUAGCAUACCAUUGGAAUAUCAGCCGUCUAAUUUGCGCCAGUGAAUGGCCGACAGUUAUCAAGGAAGGAUACGGUAUCAGAAUUGCCUUCGUGAUGGGAACGUGGCUUCCUAAAAAGCGAGAUAACUGUAUUCGGUGCCUCAAGCCCAUGAAAAAGAGUCCAGGAAUCAAAAAGGGAGAGCUAAGAAGCUGCAACUCCUGUAAUCUUGAGUUUUCCAAAUUCGCUCCCCUAGACUUUGAUUACGAACCGCAAGAUGUCAGCUUUGAUUUCUUAGGCUAUCAUGAGUACAAAAAGAAAUCCUCUCAAAAGUCUUCAAUAUCGCAUUCCCCUACAUUGGCUACCAGCGAUGCCUCCGCAGAAACUCAACCUCCGAUAGGCAGCAUCGCUAGUACUGAGCCACCUGCUAUUGAUCUUGUCUGCCGACGACUUGUUAUCAAAUGGGAACCUAUUUUCAACAUAAGUUAUAGGUAUCUAUUCUGUCGCUGCAUUGUGUGGGCGAGCACCCCAUCGCAACUGGAGCCUGAAAUGCCGGUUCCUAUCGUGGCUUCUUGUCCGAGACACAACGACAAAAGCAUCUCUUUCCUGGACUAUGGGGACGUCGACUACAGCGAUGACCCGUACUUUGAUAAGUUUGGAGGUUACGGACUUUUCCGUCUUCAUGUUCUAACAUAUUUUCCACACCUCUACAAUAUUUUGGGAGGUCAAGCAUUCAUGAGUGAUUCUGAUAAAACGAUUCUUAUGGAAAAGCUUGACAAUGUUUCAGAUGAAACGUGGGCUACAAUUCGCCCAGCGCUUGUGGAAUACAUUUUUGAUUACGUUGAUAGGCUGGAAGUGGUUGGGACUGCGUUUCCAAGCAACGUGACACAGUGGCUUGCAGAGCAGAGGUUGGAACGGGAUAGUAUUCCGGAAACUCAUAUGGAGUGGCUUGGGAGCAUAGAAGUUCGCGAGAUUCUCAACGGGGAGUGGUCAGGAAAGCCCCAUUGGGACAUUGAAGACUAA
Molecule: messenger RNA, 1530 nt
Organism: Clonostachys rhizophaga
Lineage: Eukaryota; Fungi; Ascomycota; Sordariomycetes; Hypocreales; Bionectriaceae
Source: the annotation of a GenBank genome assembly